Molecule: messenger RNA, 3224 nt
Organism: Amaranthus tricolor (Joseph's coat)
Lineage: Eukaryota; Viridiplantae; Streptophyta; Magnoliopsida; Caryophyllales; Amaranthaceae
Product: pentatricopeptide repeat-containing protein At4g01030, mitochondrial
Exons: 1
Coding region: 46-2964 (972 amino acids)
Biological process (GO): RNA modification
Molecular function (GO): protein binding; RNA binding; zinc ion binding
Source: RefSeq, a predicted model, not a curated record
GCUUAAAAAUAUAACCUUAUCCACAUAUCCACAGGAGUCAGUACCAUGCAUAACUAUGGCGGAUCAUCCAACCAACACCCGCCAAAAGUCCCACUUAACGGUCAAUUUUCCUCAUCUCAAUUCUCAAAGAUCAUCUAUUUUCCUCCAAUGGAAAAACUUGUUCCUAAUGGUUUCUACUACUCCAAUCCAUUAUUGCAAACAUCUUUUACCAGGAAUCAUUCCGGAAUCCCUUCUCAAUCUAUUGGAAUCACUGCUGAUGCUUUAGCUGAUACUACAGUACUUUCUGUUCCUCUUCCCUCUUCGAAUUUGCAUCUUUCUCAUGUAUCUGAUUAUUUUGGUAAUCCUAGUAACAUUAAAUUCUUAAAUUUAGUUAAACAAAAGCAUGCCCAUGUGAUAAAAUUGCCCAAAAUGAGUAAUUCUGAUGAUAUUGUUUUGAAUUUGAUCACUUCUUAUCUGAAAUUUAGAGAUUUUGAAUCAGCUGUGAUGGUUUUUUUUCUGGGUUUUAAGAAAAAUUUUAUGUUGUGGAGGUUAUUUUUGGAGGAAUUCAAGAGUUUUGGAGGAAAACCAGUUGAAAUUCUCAAGGUUUUUAGUGAAUUACAUAGGAAAGGUGUAGAUUUUGAUAAUAAAAUUCUUACUGUUGUGUUGAAAAUUUCUGCAAUUUCGAUGAGUAAGUGGUUAGGUGUUGGAAUUCAUGGUUCUUUGAUCAAAAGAGGGCUUAAAAUGGAUGAUUAUGUGACCUCUGCAUUGAUGAACUUCUAUGGAAGAUGUUGGGGGACAGAGUAUGUAGAUAAUGUGUUUGAUGAAAUGCCUGAACGAGGAGUCUGGUUGUGGAAUGAAGCCAUUAUCGCGGCUCUUCAGAAUGAGAACCCUAGGAAGAGUCUAAAGAUUUUUCAAGAAAUGCAGUUUUUGUUUGUGAAAGCUGAUAGCUUAACAAUUGGCAAAGCACUACAAGCUUGUGCUAAAGGGGGAGAUAUUCAUAAAGGGAGGCAAAUUCAUGGGUAUACAUUUAGAAAUAACAUGAUAAAGGAUAUAGCAAUAUGCAAUUCUUUAAUCCACAUGUAUGGGAAGAAUAAUAAGAUAGAAUUAGCUAGAAAAGUAUUUGAUUCCAUGAAAAGCCGUAGUUUAUGUUCAUGGAACUCGAUGAUUUCGACUUAUGCUUCGCUCGGCUAUUUUGAUGAUGCAAUGGAAUUAUUCCAUUGGAUGAACUCUGACAAUGUUGAACCAGGCAAUGUAACAUGGAACUGCCUAUUGUCUAGUCAUUUGAAUCAUGGGCUAUAUCGAGAAGUUUUGACUGUUCUACGUGAUAUGGUGGUGGCGAAAUCAUUGCCAAGCCCGAGCUCUAUAAUCCCUGCUAUUCAAGCCAUUAGUGAAUUGAAUUGGAUAAAAUUGGGGAAAGAAAUACAUUGCUAUGUUCUUAGAAAGGCACUUGACUGUGAUUUGUAUGUGCAAACAACUUUAUUGGACAUGUAUGUCAAAUGUGAUGAAUUAAGUAAAGCUCAGGCAAUGUUUGACCUCAUAGAGACCAAGAAUAUUGUUGCAUGGAAUUCUUUAAUUUCGGGUUAUUCCUCGAAGGGUAUGUUGGAGGAUGCUCUGAGAUUGUUUUAUCAAAUGGAAGGUAAAGGUAUAGAACCGGAUAUUGUUACAUGGAACUCUCUACUUUUUGCCUAUUCUUUGAAGGGCCGCGUAAAGGAUGCAUUGCUUGUGAUAGAGAAAAUGAAGCUUUUGGGUGUGAAACCUAAUGUCGUGUCAUGGACUACUCUCAUAUCCGGUUGCUCCCAAAACGGGAAAUUCAAGGAUUCCGUAACUUUUUUCAAUCAAAUGAUGAAAGAUGGCAUAAACCCAAAUUUGCCUACUAUAUGUAGUUUACUCCAAGCUACUGCCGGUAUGUCUUGGUUACAAAAAGGUAAAGAGAUACAUAGUUGGUGCAUAAGAAAUGGGUUUGAGGAAGAUGUAUUAGUAGCCACCGCUCUUAUGUACGUGUAUAUCAAGUCAGGAAGUCUGUAUGGCGCUUCAGAAAUUUUCCGAAGGGUGAAAAAAAAGACCGUUGCGACUUGGAAUUGCAUGAUUAUGGGAUUUGCAGCGUACAACCAUGGAAACGAAGGAAUUAUGGUUUUCAAUGAAAUGUGUGAGAGGGAUAUUCAUCCUGAUGCCAUAACUUUCACCGCUCUCUUAUCGUGUUGCAAGAACUCGGCUUUGCUCGAUGAAGGAUGGAAAUAUUUUGAUCGAAUGAAGGGUGAUUAUAACAUUGUGCCUACCAUCGAGCACUACUCUUGCAUGGUUGACCUUCUAGGAAAAGCUGGGUAUCUUGAUGAAGCCAUGGAUUUCAUCAAAACAAUGCCUAUGGAACCCGAUGCUUCCAUUUGGGGUUCUAUUCUUCAUUCCUGUCGGAUUCAUAACAACUUGCAACUGGGGAAACUUGCAGCAAAAAAACUUUUCGAGCUAGAACCCAAUAACUCUGCUAAUUAUGUUAUACUGAUGAAUUUAUAUGCAAUCUCGAGCAGAUGGGAAGAUGUGCACUGCGUGAGAGAAGAGAUGACUGCUCGUGGACUGAGAAUUCAGCUUGGUUGGAGCUGGAUAGAGAUUUACCGCACGGUUCAUGAGUUCAACGAUUUAAAACCUCACCCGGACAUAGGAACCAUAUAUUUCGAGCUGUAUCAGCUGGUCGCUGAGAUGAAGAAAGCGGGUUAUAUUCCUGAUACCAAAUGCGUGUACCAAGAUAUCGAUGAUAACGAGAAAGAGAAGAUGUUGCUGUCUCAUACAGAAAAAUUAGCCAUUACUUAUGGGCUGAUAAAGACGAGGGAUAGUUCACUUAUCAGGGUGGUGAAGAGCACUAGAAUGUGUUCUGACUGUCACAUUGCUGCAAAAUUUAUUUCUUUAGUAAGAAAUCGCGAGAUUAUCCUCAAAGAUGGUGUUCGGUUUCAUCAUUUUCGAAGAGGAAGAUGCUCUUGCAACGACCGUUGGUAGUAAGGUGUGUAACUUGCCUAUCUUUCAUUUGUACUUAGUUAGGAUGUGUAGGACUUUAGUACAUAUGUAUUUAAUCAUCAAGAAUUAGAAUUACAGUAUAUAUUUUUGUAUCAGAACUAAUGUUACAUACACUGAUAUCUUAUACAGAGAUCAGUACAGUGUCAGUGAGUAUUGUAACUUGUAAGUAGAUUAUUGUGUCAUCUGUGAGCACAUAUUCAGCAUCAAGAUAUAUUUAGUCAUUAUGACUAGGAUAGCAAAAA